Messenger RNA from Leptidea sinapis, 3398 nucleotides. Its product is annotated as actin-binding protein IPP-like. Gene Ontology annotation, molecular function: protein binding. The transcript has 10 exons. Bases 273 to 2024 code for a protein of 583 amino acids. Lineage: Eukaryota; Metazoa; Arthropoda; Insecta; Lepidoptera; Pieridae. The record is from RefSeq and is a predicted model, not a curated record.
UUAGCUAUAGCUAUUAUUUAUUACGGAUAAAUUCUGUAUUAUUUCAUAUUAAAAUGUUAAUUGGUAUUAAUCACAACAUUGUGAAUUGUGGUUGCAAAUCGUGCGCAUUUUAGAACACAUAAACAGUGGUGGUUGUUCAAAAUACUAAUAAUGAAAGUUAUUACUAAGCGUUAACAGUGAUUCACACCUAUUUGUUUAUUAUUGCUUAUUAACUUUAAAAGCAUAACUUAAGUUAAAGUUACAAGGAGGCAAAGCAAAUAUUUUUGUUAAUAAUGACCUCAAUUUUUGAAAGGCAUUAUAAAGAAGGAUCGAAAGUGUAUAAAUGUGGAGAGUAUGCUACUAAGGUUUCAUCAAGUUUAAACCAUUUUAGAAGCAAUGGAAGAUUUUGUGACCUAGAAUUAAUAUCUGGAAGAACUAAAGUUCAGGCUCAUCGCGUAGUUUUAGCUGCCAGCUGUGAAUACUUUGAUGCUAUGUUCAAUGUAGGGCUAGAAGAGAGCUUAAAUGGCAGAGUUAUGCUACAUAGUGUACCUCCUUCAAUAUUACCCUUGAUUAUAGAUUUUAUAUAUACAGGUGAAAUUGUAAUAGAUAAAGGUUCAGUACAGAACCUACUUAUUGCUGCUGAUAUGUUGCAGUUGAGAGAGCUUGUAGUAGGAUGUGGAGAAUUUUUAAAGAGAGAGCUUCAUCCCACAAAUGCUCUCGGUAUAUUUAGGUUUGCAGAAACACACAAUUGCAUGGAAUUAGCUGAAGAAGCUCUUGCACAUGCGCAGGCACAUUGGGAUCUUGUAGCAAAUGGUGAUGAACUCGUAGAACUACCCUUACAGCAGUUGGUAAAACUACUAUCAUCGGAACAACUGAAAGUGGAUAAUGAGGCACAGGUACUAUAUCCAGCGCUGAAGUGGUUGGAGCAUGAUCCAGCCACUCGCAGAAGGCACUGUUUCGAGGUUCUCAGCCAUGUGAGACUGCCUCUAAUAUUACCACAAGUAUUGGAUAUCGCUAUCAAAAAUGUACAGGACCCAUCAAUAGCAGUUGCACUAAAAACAGUUGGACUUGAUAUGAAGUCUGGCCGUGGUGCAUUAGUGUCUUUGUCUGCGGAGCCCCGGGCUCGCGCCCGUCGCUUAUUGGUGGUCGUCGGCGGCUCCUGUCACAACACGGCACAGCAUCCUCCACUCACUACGGAUAAUAUUCUUUUUUCCGCACUUAAAUUUGAUCUUCACAAAAGAAAAUGGGAAGAUAUGUCAGCCAUGGGGAUAGCCCGGAUCCAACCGGGGGUGGCGACGUUGAGAGGAAAAGUUUACGCCGUAGGUGGAGAGCAAGGCAGCAAAAUACUUGCUAACGGGGAAGUGUUCGAUCCACAGACAGAGAAAUGGUCGGACAUCGCGCCUAUGAAAGAGGCCCGUUGCGAAUUCGGUAUGACGGCGUGGGACGGGCGGCUGUACGCGUUCGGCGGCUGGGUCGGCUCGGACAUGGGCUCCUCCGUCGAGGUGUACGACCCGGUCACCGACGAGUGGACCCUGGUGGGCUACAUGCCCGAACCGCGCUUUGGAAUGGGUGUCGUUACCUUCGAAGGAUUAAUAUACGUAGUGGGCGGGUGUACCCACACGUGGCGCCACACCCGCGAUCUGUUGAGCUACGACCCGCGCACGCGCGAGUGGCGCUCGCUGCAGUCGAUGCGGAACGCGCGAAGCCAGGCGGCCGCGCUAGUGCUUGACAAUUACCUGUACGUCGUAGGCGGGAACGCACCGCGCCGAACGGUACUUUCGUCCGUUGAGAGAUACAGCUUUGAGGAAGAUAUAUGGGAAGAUAUGGGAAGCCUGAGAGAAGGUCGAGCUGGGUGUGCGGCCGGCGCGGCCGAGGGAGUCAUUAUAGUGGCCGGAGGUGACAGCGAGAGUGGAGGGGAGAGGACCUUCUACCGUGCGAGAACCACGCUCGACUCGGUGGAGAUCUACGUCCCUUCUGAGGAUCUGUGGAAAGCUGGACCUCCCAUGCCUCACUCCAGGGCUGAAGCCGGAUCGGCGCUGCUCUGACACGAUGAGAUACUUGCAAUCAGGUAAUGUCAUCGUAAAGGCAUUCGAAAAGAACUGAUAACAAUUAGGAUUUCUGUAGUAAUCUAGCGACUUUGACAUUCACUCCAGUAUAUAAUCGAUAUAAUAAGUACAGAUUACGCGUGAGUUGAAUGCAGAGUUUAGGAAUGCGAUAGUGCUGUGAUCUAAUUAUAACUGAUGACGAUAAUCAUGAGUGUGUCGAAUAUAUAAUAUAAUUAACAAUGGUUUGAGUUUACCAUUUUACUCUUGGAUAAAAAAAAAUAAAAAUUAACAAAUUUAUUUAAAAUAUAAAAAUUCAUAAAAUAUUUUUUAUCAAAUUCUUGUCAAAUUGGGAGAUGGCAUAAAAGGCAUUUUCUCAAAAUUGAUUCCUUUAGAAUUCUUUUUGAUGUCAUUUCUAAUAUGCUAGACUCUACUACCGCUUCGGAAACAAAUGGCGCUCUGAGUGAGAAGAAGCAGCGCAAGCAACUCUCCCGGCUUCUUUUUUUGAGCUCUCUUUAAUAAAAUAUACAAUAUUGUACUUUCAUUGCUAUAAAAUAAUCAUAAUCUAGUUCCAGGCUGUCGGAUCACUUAGAUUUUCAGCUGUGGAGUAAUAGGAUUUACGACAGAGCCAUUUUCUAAUAAGACAUUUAAAUUUAUUUAUAGACAAUGCAGGAACAAUGGCUGAGACUUUAUUAUAAAAGUGUACACAUUAACCCUUAAAACUAUUAUGUAUCUUAUGAAGUACUAGUAUUAGUUACAAGCAAUCCCUUAUUUGUAGUGUUAUACUCCCCGACUGCAUUCAACUCACGCGUACUUUUAAUAUUUUCACGUUUUAAACAACUGUUUAAUAUCAUCCAUCUCGGUGUAUUCAUUUGUUUCAUAAAGUGGCACUUCUACUUAUAAUGUUAAUUGAUGAAUUACAAAUAGGAAAUAUUUUAUAUUUUUAUACAUCUUUACCAGAGUACUUCAUACAUUUGUCUUGACUGUGAACACCAUUUAAUAGUGAGUUUGAUAUUAUCUAGAUAUUGCUUGAUAUAUGAAUAUAAUUUAAUGCGUAAAAAUUUAUGAAGUGAAUCAAUUUAAGAAGUGAAAUUUAAUGCUAAACUAUCACAAUCCCAAUUUUAAUAUUAACAUAAUAUUCAAAUGACAUACAAGAGAUUCAUUUUUUUUCAUUAUUACAACUAAAGACACACUUAUUAAGAAAACGCAUGGCUACAAAACUUUAUCAAGGCGCAGUUACUAAUGCGAAGUACUUCUUGUAGUAUGCCCACCAAGCGGUUAACCCUAAAGCUACGUUCACACGGAGUCACAUUUUGCCGGAUCUUAUUUUCAUCGGAUCUGGCAAAACCGAAUGUUGUGUACACUCGGCAUAUCUUG